UCACGCGCGUCAUUCCUGAUUCGCUUGGUCUGCCUGUUUCGCUAUAACAUGGCGUUGGUUUGCUUUUCAGAAUAUUUCCCGAUUUAAUCCUUUCAAAGGUAUGUUUUAUACAACAUUUUGUACUUUAAUACAUGUAACAACAUUGAAUAGAAUAACAACAUGAAAAAGAUGCAAAAAUGGACAUGAAUUUAUCGCGAUAUGGUACGAUAGCUUUAUGUCAAUGUUUGCGCACCGGGGUGUAACGUGUCUGCACAACUAAAAGAUGUUCGAUAAUUUUCUCAUAAAAUACAUAUAGUUCUAGUGGUUUUAACUGUUCAAUUCAAGAACUGUCAUCUUUAAGCGGGUACUAACUUGCAUAUUAGUCUAUUCCUACGGCAAAUCUUUAUCCAACGCAUGAAUGAUUUUAAUAUUGUAAUAUUUGGUUUCAUUUUGUCGAAUGUAGUUGUGGUGCUCAGUCACUCAGGACACCAAUAUGUGUUUGCUGGAAACUUUAAUCCACUAUACCCCUAUACACCAUGUAUAAAGAACAAUUACGACAAAACCUGUUUUCCAAACUAUAUUUGUACGGCACAUUUUUAUUUUUAUUAUACACGCAUAUUUCCUUGACAUUUUGUCACAUGAUAAUAGUCCAUCUUCAUUGUACUCGACUACACGUGGUGUAUUUUAAGAUUUGCUAAUACAAGCCGUCUCCCUUCGUAACGCAUAGUCGCAUUAGUAACUUAUCUCGUGUUGUAAAAAGUAAAAAAAAGUGAGCGAAUAAACUGAAAUGGGCGAGCUUGAACACCCAAGCGCAGCGAGGCUACAAUCCGCGCUUCCUGCAGCUAAAUAAAUACGAGUUGACUUGUAGCAAGUUUAGGUGUGUAUAUAAAGAACUUCAAAUCCUGUUUUCCACUUAGUCAUAUUAACCGUCGCAGCCAUGUUCGACAUGGGUCUCUUGUACAUUCUACUAUUGUUUUAUGCCUAUAGUUAUUUUUCUCAAACUGUGUGACAGUUUCAGACCCAGCUAAAGGGUUUGGGUAUAUUGGUAUUUUAUUGACCAUUUUACUGUUGGUAUGCAGUGUUUUAUUGUUGAAAUAAGUUGAAAUAUGGGUAUAACGUAUCCUAUACAUUUACCCUACUGUCCUACACUAUAAGUACUCUGACUGGUAUAUUAAGGCAUGUUGGUAUAACCCACAUGGCUAGACCUGCACGAGUUUGAUUUUAAUUAAACCUCUUUCAAAGUAACAAUUUUAUUUCUUUGUCCUUUGAGUUAAAAUUUGAUCAUUCUCGAAUCUUGUUUCAAGCAACGUUUAUACAGUAUACUUUAACCAUCUUGCAGCAUGUAGCAUGCACAAUUUAUCACAUAUGCAGUACAAUGUAUUUUGUGCAUGACUGCAUCACAAGACAAUCGUAGAGUGCCCUUUCUAGUUAUGUUUGUAACAUAUUCGUAACUAUAUCUAGUCUAGAUCAAAGAACUUAUUAUAUCUAGAUCCUUCGCGGUAGAUUAUACUGAUUAUAGAGCUUCUCACUCGCCUAAGCGUCGUGACACUGUAAGUCUCUAUUUUUGUGCUUUGUGCAUAAACUAUCAACGAAGAUGCUAUAUUCUGUGUGCACUGCUAAGCUGGACAAAAUGAACCAACCGUUUUCAGUGUAGCCUGAAUUUCAAACUCUGAUGAGAUUUUCAGUAUAAGUUAUCGAGAGUCUACCAUAUCGCUGUCAUUUCUGAUGUAUAUUUGCGUGUACCAUGGCCAAUUAAACUUGACGAGACCGACAUACAAUAUCCGCGGUGUAAAGUAUGUGGGGUUUAUUUCUUGCUCGGCUGUGUCACAGCUCGAGUGCGGAUGUGACAGCAAAUAUGCCCCCCGAAAAUAUAUGGCUCCCCGAGCUAAAUUCCAUAGGAAAUAUGGGCUGGGAGGCCAAAUUUAGGGUGGGGGGAUACACCCUUUCGUUCAUAACCCCACGAAUAACACCAUUGCUUGGGAGCCUCGAUAUAUUGGUCAUAUUGAAUCAAGACUCCGUAUUCUGAAAGCUCACUCACACUCACACUCAAUGAGUGGAGGUUCAAUCUGAGCUUCUCUUGAGUGUCACUGCUGUUUUUGAAUAGCUGUAGGGUUAGUGUCGUACCUAAGUAUGUGACUACUCGCCCUCUAGCUAUUCAAAAAUUAAACAGCAUUGACAUUGAGUGUGCGUGAGCUUGUAGAAUACGGGCGUAAUUGCCGUAAAAACAAUUUACUCGCGAUUCACGAGAACGAGGCUUCCAGGACAAGGAUAGUUGUGUGACGUAUUAUCGAAAAGGUGUAUUUCCUGGGACACUGGCUCUAAUGCACAAAUAUAGUCUGAAAACUUAGUAUGUCGUUUGGCAUCCGAGACACGCAUUCAAAACCAGAAGAGCCUCACGGACUGUAGUCGCAUGCACAGAACCACUAAUAAAUCAAUAAAUCAACGAAACAUGGAAGCACACUAUAUCAAGUAUUUUCAUUCAACUUUCUGCUCAGGGUCAUUUCAUAUAUAUAAUUACAAGUUUUGUCUACGAUUGUAUAAAUAGGGUCAAACUACAUUCAAACAUGAAACCAUAAGAAAAGAAUAUAUAAUUUUAUCCGCGCGUCGCAUCAUUUCACACUCGGCUUCUUGUUAUAUUCCGUAGUCAGGGGGGUUGUGCCAGUUUCAAUAUUUUUUCCUUUAUGCAUAAAUUUUCUCAAUAGCAAUUUUAAUUCUGAAAGCAAUGCAAUUUCCUUGCUUGCGCAAAAGUGUCAAAUACUGUAUACUCGCAUGUAAUAUACGCUCAUAACUUCACUCAACUCAUUUUACCAUGUAAUCAACCCUGAAAUCCUACUCUUCAGAGAGGUUAUAUCAUACACUCAAAGGUGUUAUUAUACAAGUGUAAUAGUGUCUAGCAAAUGGUGGCCAAUUUGGACACUUAUAGGCGCAAGAAAAUUAAACUACCGGGUGUCAAAACUGGACAGUGUUUGAUUUCAUGUAACGUAAAAGCUAUAAAAGCUAUCGCAAUGAAAUAAAGAUCAUUGCAUUCAGAAAGGUCUAACUUAGAUUUUGAUAUAUAACACUUGAAUUUACAUGCAAUAUUGACUGCGCUAUUGAUGUUUGAACAUUGAACUAUACUGUUUUCGAAAAUGCAAAAAAAUUAGCAUAAAACAAAAAUAAUAAUUUUUUUUAUUUUGGUCAGUUUUAUCUCGCUCAAUAAUGCAUGUAAAUUCAAGUGUUUUAUAUCAAAAUCUAAGUUAGUCCUUUCAUUGCAAUAGCCUUUAUAGCUUUUACGUUACAUGAAAUCAAACAGUGUCCAGUUUUUUUGAGGAAUUUUCUCUCAAUUAUGUCACUAAAUAAAAGACUACUCCAUAUAAUGAAAAGAGUGAACAUUAUUUUCUCACUCUGAUAACUGCAGGUUGACCAGCAUCUGCUGCACGAUAGUGCUUAUAUAGUGAGAUCGAGGUGUUAGUAGCAUUCUAAGGAGAGUUCAAAGAGAGCCUGUUCGCAGGCUAGUAGCAUUCAUUCAUUCAUGUACUUAUAUAUAAAACUAUCUUCACUUUUCAGAUAUUCGAGUUUCUUUCAUCUUUUCGUGUGAUACCUGCGUAAAAUGAACAAUACUCAAUAAUCUCGCAACUCCAAAAUGUUCAAAAUGGUUCGCUGGACGUUUAAGGAAAAACGCAACUUAACCCUUUUCGCGUUCUCUACGCGAAUGUUUUUUAUGGGGGUUGAGUACGCAGUGAUAUUUCCUUCGGUGUGGCUAUAUUUAAAAAUAUUCCAUGUCGAUUAUUGGUAUUUGGGGUUAGUGUUAUCCGCUUAUAACAUGGUCGGAAUCGUUAGUACUGCAUUGGUUGGGCGUUUGGUGGAUAUGACCCGAAAAGUGAGGUUUACAGGAUUUCUAUGGAAUCUGGCUGAAAUUGCGGGUAAUUUUAUAUAUGCAAUGCCUUUCUGGGUUGGGUUACCUCUUAUUGGUCGCAUGGUCGCCGGGUUUGGUGAAGGCUUCAUAUCAGCUAUGUGGGGUGAGCUCGCGAGAGUCACCACCAGAGAACAGAGAACACGCUACUUCACGAUCCUAAAAGGCAGUAACCUCUUAGGGGCCGCAUUGGGCCCUGCGUUCAAUUUGUUUUUGAAGGAGAUCAAUUUUAAUAUUGGAGCAUGGCCGAUUGACUUUCGUACCUCGCCUGGGUUUAUCAUGGGUUUAAUUUGGAUUGUUGUGACCAUUCUUAUGUUAGUUGCUGUUUUUGAUCUCUCGUGGGAACUGAAAAACAACCCUGACUAUCAGUUGCUCAUAGAAGAACCAGCGAGCAAAUUGAAGAGAAAGAAGAAGCCUAAACAUAGCCUUACCUCGCCAGAAAAAAGCCCUCGAAUGAUAAAAAAAGAGCCCAUGCAGUCGCCAGGACAUAGCCCUCCCGCGCCUAGAAAGGAAGUGUUCCCCACCUUGAAACAACGUUCCCAACCCCAGCCGGAGGAUUCGCCCAAAAGGACCAUUUUGGACAUGGCGGACGAAGCAAUAGCUUUGAAAAAGCUUCAACAAGACGAAAGCCCAGCGACCGAGCCAGUAGAAAAGUCUGAAAAGUCUCAUGAAAUACAAGAAGAGCCUGAAGAUACAACUACAAAACCGUUGCCAGAUGAACAUGAAACCGUAGAGAGCCUUCCAAAUGAACCCGGUACUCCUCAAACCCCUGAAAACAAACGAAAUCAUUUCGAAAGCUUUGAUUCAACAUCAGGCAGUGAUGCUGAAGAAGCGUUAGAUAUCGAAGAUGCAGACAAAGCGACAUUUAAAGAAGCCAUUCUAGACAUGUUUACAAAAUUCCAUGUCGUCGUUAUGAUUUAUCUUCUCUUCUUUAUGUAUGUCAUACACACCUGUCUUCAAGGAAUCUCGCCUCUCAUUGCUGAGAACAUGUUAUUCUGGAGCGAAACACAAGUCAGCAUCCUCUACACGGUCUGGGGACUGGAAAUUAUAUUGGUUUUAGUGGUCGUGUGGCUAAUCGCACCAAAAGUCUCGGAUCGCAUUAUCCUCAUGUUUGCCGUGAUAUGUGGCUGUGGCUCAUCUGCAAGUCUUAUUGUACUAAGUCAUUCAGAAGCUGCUACUGACCUGUGUUUAUAUAGCUUUAUCGUCACAAUUCUGCUGGCAGGAGCAGCCAUCUCAAUCACAGUGGUCAUUUGCAGAUCCCUCGUCUCUAAGCACACCAAACCUGAAAACCAAGGGCUAGUCCAUGCAAUUUUAACGUCGUUUAAUCGUGUUGCUGGCUUAUCAGGCCCUAUUUUCGGAAGUAGCUUAUACACUCGGAAGGCAACCAUGGGAUGGAUUCUUGCAGUUUUACAAGUGCUUGGUUUAGUAUUGCUUGUACUUGCUUAUAAGAAACUUAAAGUAGUGAAGAAGGCCGAAAAGGUUAGUUCCUAGCCUUAAUGUCUUUGAAGUUUGUCUUUUAGCUUUAUUGCUUUUAAUAUGUAAUUAGUUGUAGUGCUCAGUUAAAAAAUUAGCAUAUUUAGCGCAGGGUUUAAACUGCAGAUCGCAGGAUGGUGCUUUUGAUUGGGAUAAGGAUCUCAGAGUCACGGGCUCGAUGUGAGCUACGUUUAAGCAGAGUUUUGGUUUAAGAUUUCAUUGUCUCAAACAACGCAUAAAUAGCCGAAAAAGCGAGCUUUAUUAUUUCUUGAAUUAACAUACAGUCUGCAGUGUAACCCUCUGCUUUAUUAGAACCAAUUUCGAUAAUAUGAACUAUUUUAUAACAUUUUACACUUUUAUUAAGUCUUAGCUUUUUUUACAUAAUGAAUUACAAUUGUCAAUAUAAUUUCUGUAAUUUGUAAUUAAUGAAUGAAUUUUGUUAUUCAAUAAGCUUUUGCAACUGGCCUAAGAAUACUUCGCAUAACAAUAUCUAGAGGGCAAGAAAAAUGCUGGGUCUUCGCCCUGUGUUUAUAAAUCCCACAGUUUCCAUGUUUUCCACUCACUUAUUAUUCUCGACUAUUGUUAAUAACCUGUGAUGUAAUUUGAAAUGACGUAAUUUUAAAAACACUUGUUAUCAAUUAUAACACCAAUCCUUUUACAGUUUUGGAUUACUAAGUUGUUGUUUUAUAUGAAUACUGUUGCGGUGAUAAGAGUGCUUCCAGUUUGAUUCUAGCAAACACCACAGAUUUUCUUCUGGUACUUGGGUGUCUUCGUG
Molecule: messenger RNA, 6119 nt
Organism: Paramuricea clavata
Lineage: Eukaryota; Metazoa; Cnidaria; Anthozoa; Malacalcyonacea; Plexauridae
Source: the annotation of a GenBank genome assembly